Messenger RNA from Colletotrichum scovillei, 978 nucleotides. RefSeq names its product pectate lyase. Bases 1 to 978 code for a protein of 325 amino acids. Lineage: Eukaryota; Fungi; Ascomycota; Sordariomycetes; Glomerellales; Glomerellaceae. Gene Ontology annotation, biological process: pectin catabolic process. The transcript has 7 exons. Gene Ontology annotation, cellular component: extracellular region. Gene Ontology annotation, molecular function: pectate lyase activity. The record is from RefSeq and is a predicted model, not a curated record.
AUGCACCAAUACUACCUCCUUGCUCUCCUUCCCGCGGUCUUGGGCUGCCUUAACACCGAUACGAACGCCUGUGCCAGCUACAUCAAGUCCAACGCCGCCGCGUCGACCUUCUGCGCCACCUUCACCAAGAGCACCGUAACUGCCACCACCGCUCUACCCGCCUGGGCUACCAACUGCUCGCAGAAGCCGAGUCUAAUCUCCGCUGAGUGUACCUGCGCCUACAGUGGUGCUGGUGGUAGCUCGCCGACUACAACGUUGAAGACUACUACUGCCGCAGGAGGCUCUACGCCCACCGGAGUCACUACCACUCUACCCAAGUCCACUGGAGCUACUUCUACCAGCAAGGCCAUCACCGUCUCUGCUGGACAGUCUUAUGAUGGCGGCAUGAAGAAGUUUGACCGCAGCCCUAGGGUUUGCGCUGAGCAAGAUGAGACAGGUGAAGCUGAUGCUAUGUUCGUGCUUGAGGCUGGUGCCACCCUCUCGAACGUCAUUAUUGGGCCCGAUCAGGCAGAGGGUGUUCACUGCAAGGGAACAUGCACACUUAACAACGUUUGGUGGGAAGACGUUUGCGAAGAUGCUCUGACCUUGAAGCAGACCAGCGGAACCUCUUACGUCAACGGCGGUGGUGCCUUCAAGGCCGCGGACAAGAUCGUCCAAUUCAACGGCUUUGGAACUGUCUCAAUUAAGAACUUUUACGCUAAUGACUACGGAAAGGUCGUCCGAAGCUGUGGUAACUGCAGCGGUAAUGGAGGUGCACGCAACAUUGUCAUGAACAACGUGAUUGCAAAGGACGGUGGAGUCCUCUGCGGCAUCAACACCAACUACGGCGAUACCUGCAAGGUCACUAGCUGUUGCCAAGAUGACAACAAGAUCUGCGAUAGGUACACUGGAAAUAACAGUGGUGCCGAGCCUACUAAGAUUGGCAGUGGCCCUGACGGCACUUACUGCGUCGCCACAAGCUUCACCACGGCCUGUUGA